GAAUCUCUUAAAACACACACAGUCCCCAAACUUCAGAUCUUCACUGGAAAAAACACACACAUACACGUCCCACUGUGUGUGUAUGUUUCGCGUGAAAAAAAUGAGAUCUUGAAUUCGAAGAAGACAACAAAUCCGAAAAAAAAAUGGGGCUCUUAAAUCUUUCGUCCUCGAAGAACCGCCACGCGCGGCAAUGGCGUCUGUUGGAUAUAGUCACCGCCGCCUUCUUCGCAGCAGUCCUGCUCUUUUUCCUCUUAGUCUUCACCCCGCUGGGCGAUUCGCUGGCGGCUUCGGGGAGGCAGACGCUCCUGCGCUCGGAUCCGCGGCACCGCGGCAGAUUGGUGGCGCUGGUCGAGCUUGGGCGGCAGGCGGUGGCGAUCGACGCUUGCCCCGCCGACAUGGUGGCUCACAUGCCUUGUGAGGAUCCCAGAAUUAAUAGUCAGCUUAGCAGGGAGAUGAAUUUUUAUAGGGAGAGGCAUUGCCCUCUGCCGACUGAAACGCCGCUUUGUUUGAUCCCGCCGCCGGAAGGGUACCGUGUAUCGGUCCAGUGGCCGGAAAGUUUGCACAAGAUAUGGCAUGAUAACAUGCCAUACAAUAAAAUAGCCGAUAGAAAAGGCCACCAAGGAUGGAUGAAAAAAGAAGGUCCGUAUUUCAUAUUUCCAGGUGGCGGCACAAUGUUCCCAGACGGAGCAGUACAAUACAUCGAAAAACUCAAACAGUAUAUUCCCAUUGCUAGUGGAAAUCUAAGGACAGCUCUUGAUAUGGGAUGUGGGGUUGCUAGUUUCGGUGGGUACAUGCUCGCCGAAGGAAUUGUAACUCUUUCUUUUGCUCCAAGAGAUUCCCACAAAGCACAGAUACAGUUUGCUUUGGAGAGAGGGGUACCGGCAUUUGUUGCGAUGCUCGGCACACUUAGACUUCCCUUUCCUGGUUUCUCCUUCGAUUUGGUCCACUGCUCUCGUUGUUUGAUUCCUUUCACUGCAUAUAAUGCGACGUAUUUUCUUGAAGUUGACCGAUUACUUCGGCCAGGAGGGUACCUAGUCAUUUCGGGUCCACCUGUACAGUGGCCUAAACAAGAUAAAGAAUGGGCCGAUUUGCAGGCAGUUGCCAGAUCACUGUGUUACGAGCUCAUUGUUGUAGAUGGAAACACGGUCAUUUGGAAAAAGCCGAAUGGCGAUUCGUGUCUUCCUAAUCAAAAUGAAUUUGGGAUUGAAUUGUGUGAUGAAUCUGACGACCCAAGUUUUGCAUGGUACAUUAAGUUGAAGAAAUGUGCGAGCAGGACAUCUUCCGUUAAGGGAGAAUAUGCUGUUGGGUCGAUUCCGAAAUGGCCCGAGAGAUUGACAACAGCUCCUGCAAGAGCCAGUGUGAUUAAAAACGGGCUCGAUGUGUUCGAAGCUGACAAGAGAAGGUGGAUUAGGAGAGUUGCUUAUUACAAGAAUUCGUUGAACAUAAAACUCGGUACUCCAUCGAUACGAAAUGUCAUGGACAUGAACGCUUUCUUCGGAGGCUUUGCAGCUGCAAUAAUAUCCGAUCCCGUUUGGGUGAUGAAUGUGGUCCCCGCUCGAAAGCCUUCCACACUCGAUGUCAUUUUUGACCGAGGGCUUAUUGGAGUUUACCAUGAUUGGUGUGAGCCUUUCUCAACGUACCCUCGUACGUACGAUCUAAUUCAUAUAGAUGCUAUAGAGUCUCUUAUUAAAGAUCCUGUUUCUGGAAAGAACAGGUGUAACAUGGUAGAUUUGAUGGUGGAGAUCGACAGAAUAUUGCGCCCGGAGGGCAAAGUCGUCAUUCGAGAUUCGCCUGAAGUGAUAGACAAAGUAUACCGUAUUUCUCAUGCUAUAAGAUGGAAGGCUUCUAUACACGACAAAGAACCCGAAUCGCACGGAAAGGAGAGAAUUCUGGUGGCAACAAAGAGCUUGUGGAAGCUGCCUUCUUCAUCCCAUUGAAAAAAAAAGAAACUCCGUUUGCAACUUACGUAAUUCUUCUACAUUGAUCGGCUGUACACUUCCCUGCAGUUCUGUGCAGUUAGUUCUGUAGCGCGCUUACAUCUAUUUAUCUUAGAAGUGGUUUUUGUUUUCACUGUGAUAAAAAGAAAAUGUAAAAAGCUAAAUCGACAUGUUUACACUGCGAAGUAUGUGAAAAUGGUUGGAAUUUCGAUCUUUUUGGCUUGUCCGAUUUCGAAUUUUGUAGCGUUAGGCUGCUAUUAUAUGUAUAAUGUGAUCUCAAGUAUAUGUUUGUAGGAGAUGAUUGUUGCUAAAACUAUUGAAUUUUUAUGGAGAUUAUAAUAUUAUAUUAUUUU
Erythranthe guttata (spotted monkey flower) is the source of this 2290-nucleotide messenger RNA. It is a transcript of the gene QUA3, whose product is annotated as S-adenosyl-L-methionine-dependent methyltransferases superfamily protein. Gene Ontology annotation, cellular component: cytoplasm; trans-Golgi network; endosome. Gene Ontology annotation, molecular function: S-adenosylmethionine-dependent methyltransferase activity. NCBI's taxonomy places the organism in Eukaryota, Viridiplantae, Streptophyta, Magnoliopsida, Lamiales, Phrymaceae. The record is from RefSeq and is a predicted model, not a curated record.